This is a messenger RNA of Parascedosporium putredinis, 189 nucleotides long. The record is from the annotation of a GenBank genome assembly. NCBI's taxonomy places the organism in Eukaryota, Fungi, Ascomycota, Sordariomycetes, Microascales, Microascaceae.
AUGGUUUCCCCAGUCAAGAUCCUCGUCAUCAACCCGAACAGCAACGAGCCCUUUACUCAGGUCCUACAGAACCUAGUAAAGCCUCUCCAGUACGAGGGUCAACGCAAGGCCAAGGCCAGGGCGCGGGCAGUCACAGGCAUCUUCGAGGCGAGCGUCACCACGGCCAUGACCAUUGCCGGCGCGAGUUAA